AUGUCCGGAAGACUUUCUCUCCUCCCUCCUUCCUCUUGUUCUUCUUCUUCCUCUUCCUCCCCUCCUUCCUCUCCUUCUUCUUCCUUGUCGAUAACUGCUGAGGAAGGCGGUGAUGGUCUGGUGCGGGGAGACCUGAGAAGAUCCUAUGGCCGGGGGGAGAGGGGGCUUCGAUGGCGGCGGCUACUUUCUUGUUCUGCGGCGGGAGGCUUCCUGGGUUCUGAGAGCUUACUCCAGACCGGCCCGUUCCUCUACUUUCGUCUAUUGUUUUAAAAAUCUCCGAAGAAAACAGAUGGGAGGGAGGCGGUGGGGACGCUCAGUCGGUCGCCAGGAGUGGAAUAGGAGUCAUCCGUUCCAUUCGGUUUAUGCCCUAGGAGACCCCACCUCUCUCUCUCUCUCUCUCUCUCUCUCUUUCUGCAUCCUCUCUUUCUCUGCCCCGUGGACAAGAUCGACUCUAUCGCAAAUGCAUGAAUGCCGCGGCUGCUAUUACUGUACCCUAGUUUCGUAAGUAGAGAACUGGAUGAAUAGUCAAGGAUCGAAUCAGGCUUCACAGUGAUCCUCCUCUCCGCCAGAAAAAGAAGCCAACCCGUGGCUCUCUCUCUCUCUCUCUCUCCCUCUCUCUCUCUCCCUCGGUAGGCCUGCAUGUAGACGAUAUUAUUCUUCUGCGUCGCAGUUCCGCCGGUUGUUUGCUCGUCUCUUUCUCUCCUCGACACGAAUCAUCUGAGUGUCUGCUCAUCUUAGCUCGUCCAGAUCCUUCCGUCUUCUUUCCGCAUCCCUCUCUUCAUUCAAUCCAGACGAGCCGAGCAAUAUUUCGGCCCAACCAGAGAGUUCGAAGGGAUCCCGCCAAUGGCAGUUCCUCCAUAGAAGCGGAGAAGAGUAGCGAGAGAGGUGGUCGCCUACUGGAUGGCAAAUCAUCAUCAACUGGGAGACGCCGGCCUCCCUGAACCAGCGCCUUUAAGUCACGCUCUUCUCUCUAAUGGAAUCACUACUUCAUCUCAUUUCUUGUACUGUUCCUUUCCCUCUCUCUCUCUCUCUCUCUCUAUCUUUCUCUCUCUAUCGCUAGAUCACAAGACACUUACCGCUCUUUCCACCCCCAUCAAGUCCUUAAUGGGAUUACACCUCUCUCCCCAAUUGCGGAGAAGAGUUCCUAUCCGAUCCAUCGGCGGGUCGUUUCCUUUCUCUUUGCCUUUUCUUCUCCCCAACUAACCUGUCCGCCUGCUUUGUCCGCCACCAGUUCAUCGAUCUAAUUGUAUAUAGUAUUUGUAGCUGCUCAAUGGUGCCGUUUUUGGUGGUUCCAGCGGUGCACCAGAUGGAUCUGAUUGCUUUGGAGAACUGGACGAGGAUUUCAUUCAAGGCGUUGUGCCCAUGAGACCUGACGCGGACGGAAAGCGUAGGCAUUACCGCUCGUGCUUAACCCCUUCCAUUAGCUCUAUCUUCUAUAAUCCCUCCCCCUUCUUUCAUCUUUCUAUCUCUCUCUCCCUCUCUCUCUCUCUCUCUCUCUCUCUCUAUCGAUCCACCUAUCUGCUGGUGCCUUCUCUUUCUCUCUCUAAAUAUACAGAUGCCCAGAAAUUUGAUGUGGGAUGAUAUACAGAAGAGGAAGGGGGAAGCAGGAGCUGUCUGAUCACGGAAAGAUAGAAAGCUAAACUCUCCUGUUCUACCUUCCUCGCUCUGUUCUCUACCCGAGAGGAAAGCGGAGGAGCUCGUUUUGAAACCGGCUCGUUGGACUUCCUCUCCUUUCUUGUCGCCUGAGAUCUUCUGUUGAUCUCUGCGUUUGUUGCUCGUCGCAGCCUUCUUCACAGCAAGGCCAGCUCCUCCUCCACCGACCCUGGAAAUCUUUCCCUCCUGGCCAAUGAGGCUUCCGCAGCCGAGCUGGGUACGGCCCUCCUCUCCCCCUCCUGACUCUGGUUCCAAGCCAGAGAAAUUUAAUGGAGACGAUAUCUGGCCACUGUCGAGAGCAACGUCGGGGUCUUAACCGUGUUCCUUGUUCUAAAAAUGACACCAGGGGAGUCCGCAGUCGGCAGAGAGCAAUGAGUCAGGAUCUGCGCAGAAAGUCUCUACUGCUCAUCUGGCGUCGGGCUCUCCGGCCAGUAGGAAGGCAUCUUCAUGGCAGAUACCUGAGCAGAACGGGCGAGAGAUGGCCGGCGAUCCUUCAAGAGCAGCUCCUGGGGGGGAGAGUCGUCAGCAGAGGCCCCAAGAAAAGGUUCGCUAUCCUCUAUCUCUCUCUCUCUCUCUGUCUCUCUCUCUCUCUCGCUCUCUCUCCAUGGGCUCGUGACGCCCGUGAAGCAAGACCCAAGAAGGUACACAGUUGCAGCUUUGAGGGGGUCGAUUUCUAAUGUCAACCAAGGUACCAAAGUCCCUCCGAGGAGCAGCUUUCAAUCUGUUCGCCAGGGGGUGUACAGUGGACUCUCCUUCCCCACGCGACCUCUUUUAAAAAAUGGCAUUUUAAUGAUCUUUUACCAGUAUUUAGAGCAUCCCGCUUUUAGUCCUCUUCGGAGGAGGAGAGGCACUUCUUAGAACUGCCUGGCAGAGAAUUUCCAUGACGCUUCUUGAGGUUCUCUCUGUCUUCCUUGUCUUCCCCCGGAUGCAAUAGACCCCUACUCUCUUCUUCGCAAAUAACAGAAAUAACGCCAAUGACCCAGUUUUCGUUUCUAAAUGUUGCAGAGAAACUUCAUCAACAAUGACGGCAAGCCGCUGGACGCAAAGGUUUCUCUCUCUCUCUCUCUCUCUGGCCCUCUAUCUAUCUCUCUCUAUUCCCCUCUAUCUAUCUCUCUCUCUAUUGCCCUCUAUCAAUCUAUCUAUCUAUCUAUUUAUCUCUGAAUGUCUAAUCUAUCGAUCAAAUCUCUAUCCAUCUAUCUUUCUAUCUCCCUAUCUAUGUGUCUAUCUAUUUAUCUAUCAUCUCCCUACUCACGUCCACGAGGACCGUGCAUGUGAUGGCACGCGUAUCUGCAUGGAGACCACGAGCUUGGCUCUCCGAAGUUGGAAACUUUCGCUGAAACCUAGAUGUUGUUCAUCAACCUCAGACGUUGAGGCGCCUGGCUCAGAAUAGGGAGGCCGCGAGGAAGAGCCGGCUGAGGAAGAAGGUACUAACUGACUAGGCGGCAGCCCUAAACCAGCAAGAGCUCGUCGUCCCUUCCUCCCUGUCCAUAUCUCAGGUUCCAACGAAACCAGAGGACUAAUAUUAUACGCCUCUACGUCAGGCCUACGUCCGGCAGCUAGAGACAUGCAGACUGAAGCUCGCCCAGAUGGAGCAAGACCUACAGAGAGCACGCUCGCAGGUUCCGCCAUAGCCACCUCUCACAGGGAGGGCAGCUGUCUGUGUGUGUGUGUGGAUUUCCUCGCCGCCUUUCUGAUCCUUAUCUCAUGCCGGUUGCUCUCCAGGGUCUCUUCUCCGGAUCCGGCGUCAGCCCAGGUAAUUGGAACCCAACGAAACCCGUCAAGAUCGCCACUACUCGCCGCGACUGUAAUGGCGCCGGUUUCUCCUCUGCAGGCGCGGCGAUCUUCGACAUGGAGUACGCCCGGUGGCUGGACGAGGACAGGAAGCUCAUGUCGGAGCUGGGGACGGGGCUGCGCGGUCAAUUAGCGGACGACGACCUGCGAGUCGUCGUUGACGAGUGCCUCGCCCACCACGACGAGAUCUUCCAGCUCAAGGCCGCCGCCGCGAGCUCGGACGUCUUCCACAUCAUCACCGGCAUGUGGGCGUCGCCGGCGGAGAGGUGCUUCCUCUGGAUGGGCGGCUUCCGCCCCUCCGAGAUCCUCAAGGUCUUACCUCUUCCCUCGGAGUUUUCUAGGCCGCGCGGAGGAUUCGGAUGAUAAUCAGUCAAGCAAUCAAUCCAUCUAUCUAUCUAUGUAAUGAGAGUAGUAGCAGUUUGAAGAUGUGGGAGGGUAUUAUAUACUAGAUUUAAUCCCAGAUAUAUAAUUUUCUUGGCGGAUUGAACAGAUGCUGAUCCCCCAGCUGGACCCCCUGACGGAGCAGCAGCUGGCGUGGAUAUGCAGCCUACAGGAGUCGUCGCAGCAGGCGGAGGAGGCGCUCUCGCAGGGCCUCGAGCAGCUCCAGCAGUCGCUGACCGACACCGUCGCCAGCGGCCCGCUCAACGACGGUGCCAACGUCGGCGAUUACAUGGCACAGAUGACCCUCGCUCUGGGGAAGCUCUACAAUCUCGAAGGCUUCGUCCACCAGGUUCGUUCGCCCCCCCCCCCCCCAUCUCUAGCCGCCGUCGUCGUCCUCUCUGUCUCGGCGUUCGGUCUGUUAAACACGUGUCGCCAGGAUGGGCUAAGCCUCCCCUGAUUAUUUUUUUGUCAUCAGCCGUAGCUGUCUGCGCACCGCCUUGUGGGCCCCAGGAACCUCCUUCCCCUCCUUUUUAAACGCCCAGCUUGUCCUAGGGCUACGGCUCCCUCGCCACGUGUCGGCUCGACCACUCCUCCACCGCCCGCCAUCGGACCAAUCCUGGUCCCCACAGCCUUUGCCCUAAUUGAUGCCCCUCCCCCUCCCUUUGUCGUUGCUCAACGGCCAUGUCCCACCCCCGGCUCUAUCUCUCUCUCCCUCUCCCUCUCCCUUUCCCUCUCUCUCUCUCUCUCUCUAUCUAGAGAGAUAUUUAUAUGUUGUUGCUCUUACAGGCGGAUAACCUGCGGCAGCAGACGCUGCAGCAGAUGCGGAAGAUCCUGACCGUUCGACAGGCGGCGAGGUGCUUCCUGGCCGUCGGAGAGUACCACGCCCGGCUGCGCUCCCUCGGCUCCCUCUGGGCCUCGCGCCCUCUGACAGAGUAA
Molecule: messenger RNA, 4761 nt
Organism: Spirodela intermedia
Lineage: Eukaryota; Viridiplantae; Streptophyta; Magnoliopsida; Alismatales; Araceae
Source: the annotation of a GenBank genome assembly